AUGUCCUCGUUCUCAGAUAACCAGCAACCAUCGUCAUCUCAGUUCUAUCCACCACAAUCAGCGCAGCCAUAUAAUUCAAUAUUUGGAGGUCCUAGCAGCGAUGCUGAUCCACCACCGUCUUCUCUGCCGGAGCCUAUCCGGAGAACUAGAGGAUCUCUAUUUGGUGGACCGAGCGGACUCGAUGUCAUUCCCGAGCAAAGAAAUGUCUCUGACUCCAUGGAUAUGGGUGGAUUUGAGGGCGAAGAGGAUGACUUUGACGUGAUCAUGCGCGAGAGGCCGUUAGACGCCUAUUAUGGCUCUGAUGGAGACAGCUUUCGAGGAAGUGAUGGAAGCAAAGGUGAAGAUGCCGUCGAGAGAAGGCCGGAAGCAGAGACCGGCCCUCGCUGGAAGGGCAAACAGCCGAUUCUCCCAUCUUCGCCCUUGGAGAUACGGACACGACCUGAACCAGCGGCCACGACAUAUGUACUUGACCGUGGCCUUGAUCUGCCAACGGGCGUGGAGCGCCCAAAUCGCUGGAAUGGAUAUCCUUCCACGUACAGGCGACUUAUCGCAGACGAACGGGGAGCCUACGAAGCAAUAGUUGCUAAUCGGGCUAGAGACCUUGCUGCUCAUCUAUAUAAUGCUUAUACUAUCCGCAAUAAACGUGAUCACACUCGAGGCACGUCUCAGGAUCCCCAAGAGCCUGAUGGACAAGAACGAAUUUUUCCACCUAGACGCUGGGUCGCAUGGCCGAGGCCUGCUGCCAAUGUACCGCGUCCCGAUGAGAUAAUCCACCGCCAGCUUGAUGGACCUGGCACACUACGAAUGCCACCUGAUUUGCGACCAAGCGCGGAACUGGAAGAGUCUAUCAUUGCAACUAUGAUGAAACAUGCUAAGCAGACCUUCAUGGCACGGGAAUCGGAUUUGGAAGAGGUGAGGGUCAAUCGUGUGAGGAGGGACGGUACCCCGGACAAUAUGAAAGAUGAAGACAUGAAAGAUUCCGAGGAUGAGAAGGGUGAAGAUCCCAAGCCAGAUGCAGUGCCGCUUCAACCGGUCGUCCAGGCCGAUGACGGUGUAUCGAGACAGCAACUACGUCCACUAUCUCGAAACAUAAUCGCCCAGGUCGACCGCCUUUUGAUGGGGUUACAUCAUUCUGUGAAGAGUCGCUUUCACGACGCCGACUCCGGUAGCGAGUCCGACGAUACAGGCUACUCUGAGACAUCCCGCUCACGAUCUAGACAGGUGAGCGGAGGCAGAAGCCGGUCGCGUGGCCGUAAGCGGGCCCGUCGGCUCUCGACUCAUUCGCAAAAUUCAAGCCAUCGGUCUAAAAGCGUUCGAUCCUCAACUGCAGCCAGCACUCAGAACGGAAUUGUGCGGAGUACGUCACGAUCUCGUGGGAGGUCUCGAACCUCUAGAGGCAGUGGUGAACUUUCCACGAUGAGAUACAAGCUUGGGCUUCGCGACUGGAGCGAGGUCAUGGGCAUUGCUGCAAUGACGGAUCUUCCAAAUGCAGCGGUAAUGCGUGCUUCAAAGCGAUGUGCCGACCUCUUUGGAGAAGACAUGACAUUCCGGACGUUCCACGAAGGCCGAUUCAAGAAAGUCUCUCGGCUAGAGGAAUCGUCUCGGUCUGGCUGGCAAUGGCAGUACUGCGAGAGCGAAUCCGACGCAGAGAUUCUACCUGAACCAGAACGGGCGAGCUCACCACCAGGUCCAGGACCAGCUCUUUCUCCGCGUAAACGCAAAUCACAGCCGAGGGUGCAAUCACGGUCGCAAUCACAACCACGGCGACAUCGCUCAACUUCAGCUGCCCUCCCGUCAUCUUCGACCAUCGCUGUCGUGAUUCAAAGCCCCGGUCUUGUUCCUGUCGCUGUUCCUGAGAGCCAGACUGGUUCCGGGACCCAAUCCGCACCCCCUCAAGCGUCACAAGCACAACAAGCGCCUAAAGGCAAGGGUGAACAUCGUAAAGCUGAUCUUAUCUGCCCGAUUAAACGAUGCUCGCGGCAUACAAAGGGAUUCUCACGGACAUGGAAUCUUAAUUUGCAUAUGAAGCGGGUGCAUCCAGGGUAUACACCUGUGGAAGGCGAGCGAUCUCGGUCUCAGAGUACGCCUGGAGGUGUCGAACUGAUUGAGAUUGACUAG
This is a messenger RNA of Penicillium daleae, 2118 nucleotides long. RefSeq lists its product as uncharacterized. NCBI's taxonomy places the organism in Eukaryota, Fungi, Ascomycota, Eurotiomycetes, Eurotiales, Aspergillaceae. Bases 1 to 2118 code for a protein of 705 amino acids. The transcript has a single exon. The record is from RefSeq and is a predicted model, not a curated record.